GAAGCCUCAACCACCAACAAACACCACAUAAACUCUUCAACCACACAACAUGACAGUGUGCAGGAUCUGUCAGGAAGCUGAGUCGAAAUACAAAUGCCCUACUUGUAGAGCUCCAUAGUAUACCCCCCAACCCAAUCCCUCCCUUCUUCCGCACUUAAACACAUACUAACGCAUUUAGCUGCUCCCUCACAUGCUACAAGCCGCACAAAGCCGAACAUGAAGCAAAUCCUUCACCAGCUUUACCGCCGCCAGAACCUCCCGCCGCUACCCCCACCAUUCCCGAGGCGCGACCCGAAGACAAAGACCCUUUCUCUCCACUGUUAACAACACCUUUAACCCCCACACUCCGAAAGCACCUCCUCUCAAUUCACGCCGCAACCCAGAAGCCCACACACAGCCGUAACUCAAAUUACCGUAGUCGCAGUGGUGGCAGGGGCAGAGGUAGAGGAGGAAGAGGAGGGGGUGGCAGAGGAGGAGGAUACGAAACCCGCGAGCGGGAAUGGACGGAAGAGCAUGAAACUAAAGCCGCUAUUGAAAAGCUCCGGAAGCUUCGGGAGGAGGGUAAUGAAGAAAUUGAGGAAUUCGUGCAGAUGGUGGUUGGCUUGGUAGAGAAGGAGCAGGGCGACGCUCUUCGAUAGAGGUGAAUCUAGGUGCACGCGUUGACUGCCCCGAAGGGGGCUUCAUGCUCUAAUAUUUACAUAUUAUGGAUUUUCCUCCC
Tuber aestivum (summer truffle) is the source of this 718-nucleotide messenger RNA. The record is from the annotation of a GenBank genome assembly. Lineage: Eukaryota; Fungi; Ascomycota; Pezizomycetes; Pezizales; Tuberaceae.